Messenger RNA from Bursaphelenchus okinawaensis, 2163 nucleotides. NCBI's taxonomy places the organism in Eukaryota, Metazoa, Nematoda, Chromadorea, Rhabditida, Aphelenchoididae. The record is from the annotation of a GenBank genome assembly.
AUGAUAGGCCGACGUUUUAUGAAGGCAGUGAAGGCGAUCGCUGUAAUUUUUGUGGUAAGUUGAUUGAUUCUUUAUCAGUUUUUUUUUGGGUUUAGACCUUUAGUUUCAUCAAGAUCAUCAACAAUUCGGACGAUUCCUCGCCACAAUUGGAGCUGUUGGAAUCGAGUGGAGAUGAUUUUAUGAAGACGUUGAAUAUCACAGUAAAUGAUAGCAGACAGCUUGCCGGAGUGACGUUGGAUUCACCGGUGGAUAGGAAGGCGCUUUUGGAAUCAGUUGAAUACUUAAAUCACCAUCACAAGGUGCUGAACGAGGAGGAAUUUGGCAAAAUAACACCAGACAAUGUGGAGUCAAUUCUUGUGAUUCAGGUAAGCAUAGAUGUUUUGUUUAUAAGUGGCUUUUCAAAGGUUUUUGUAUUGUUUUUCUAUCAACUGAUCAGAUAUCAAGUAUAAUAUAAGUUUGCUUAUUUUUUAGGUACACAAUCGACCUGAAUACUUGAAAUACUUGAUAGAAUCGUUAAGUAAAGCAAGGGGAAUUCAAAAAUCGUUGUUGGUGUUUAGUCACGACAUUCAUCACAAUGAAAUUAAUCAAUUGAUCAAGUCGAUCAACUUCACAAGGGUAAGCUAACUUCUAUUGCUUUAUAAUCUCAUUCUUUUGCUUCUAAUUAUCUAUAUCUUAUUAUUGAAUAAUUCUAUGACAAUUAAGCUUUCUAACAAGCCUGAUUUUGUUACAAAUCAUAGCUGUUUUUAUAUAAUUCUUAUCGAUAUUGUUUUAGGCGAUCCAAAUAGUCUAUCCCAAUAACAUUCAGCUGUUUCCGAACAAGUUUCCAGGUCAAGAUCCUAAUGAUUGCCCUGAUCGGAUAUCAAAGGCAAAGUAAGUUAUUUAUAUUUGUUUUUAUUUCGUCUUUAGAGCUGAAGAAAUGAAGUGUAACAACUGGGAAUGGCCGGAUAAGUAUGGCAAUUAUCGACUGUCUAAACUGUCACAAAUCAAACACCAUUGGUGGUGGAAGGUGAGUAGUAGCCUUAUUAUUGGUUAGAGAAACUUUUUGGAUCAAAAGUAUCUUGAUAGUGAUUAUAUUUUUGAGAUAUAUGAAGUUUUUGGCUGUAUAAUCUAAUUUUUAGUUGACAGUUUGCUAAAAUUUGAUUUUUACUGUUAUAGAAGUCUUAGCUAAUUAAAAAGCGUAUUUCAGAUGAACUAUGUGUUCGAUGGGAUCGUAAAAAAGUACAAUUUGGACGAGAAAUAUGUCAUGUUAUUGGAAGAAGAUCAUUAUGUAGCCCCAGACGUACUGUAUGUAUUGGAGAAGAUGAUUGAACACAAGGAGCAGGAUUGCGAGAAAUGUGAAGUGCUAUGUUUAGGCUUUUACCUCAAAAACUAUAACAGAUACAACAGUGAUAUUGAUAAGCUGAGUGUCCAGAAAUGGUUUUCUUCCAAACAUAACAUGGGAAUGGCUAUAAACUUACGGACCUGGACCAAAGUUAGGGAAUGUUCUCAGGUAGGUUUUUUUAUUUUCAAGGUACUGACGGCAUAUUUUUUGGCAUGAGUUUUUAAAUUUUUAAUAUUUUUGGCUUUAGGCGUAUCAAAUUUGAAUUUUUUAAAAUUUUAGGUAAUAAAAUUCUAAAAUUUCAGUUUUUCUGCACAUACGAUGACUAUAACUGGGAUUGGUCAAUGUUACAAGUCAGUUUGAAGUGUCUGAAAGAACCUUUCUACACCAUUGUUGCCAAAUCCCCAAGGGUCAUUCAUGUCGGGGAUUGUGGAGUUCAUACCCACAAGUGUAACAUCAGAAGUUCGCUGGAUAAUGCAUUGUGAGUUUUUUUGAUUUAUGGAUUUUAGGGUUUGAAAUGGGCGUGGAAAUGAUUUUUUUUACUUAAUUGAUAAAAAUUUUUAAUAUUAAAAUUUGAGUAUAAAUUAUUUCUGCUACCUAAAAUCAGUAAAAAAUUAUUUUUUUAUCUAAAUUUCGAUAUAAAAUUUUUGUUACCUAAAGUCUAUACCUAUCUCACCUUUAGAGACCUUUUCAAACGUGACAUCUUCUUCCCACAAACGUUAUCACGCUCCGAAGUGCUGAAACGAUCCCUAAAACCUUCGAAACCGAACGGUGGAUGGGGUGACAAACGUGAUCAUGAACUCUGCAUUAACAACACUUAUCCAUACAACUUGAUUUCAGCAUGA